Microtus ochrogaster (prairie vole) is the source of this 2454-nucleotide messenger RNA. It is a transcript of the gene Cilk1, whose product is annotated as intestinal cell kinase. The record is from RefSeq and is a predicted model, not a curated record. Bases 405 to 2294 code for a protein of 629 amino acids. Gene Ontology annotation, molecular function: ATP binding; protein kinase activity. Gene Ontology annotation, biological process: protein phosphorylation. The transcript is spliced from 15 exons. Lineage: Eukaryota; Metazoa; Chordata; Mammalia; Rodentia; Cricetidae.
AAGCCACUCUCUGUCUUUUGUUUGUUUUGCUACCGGAGGCCGCGGAGCGGCGGGUGCCUGCUGGAUGCCACGCGCUGCCGGGUGUGGAUUUGCCGGGCUCGCCCGCUUGGAUCCCACUACCCUUGCCUGCCGGGCUGCUCGAGUGCACGCGCCGCCAGGCUGCAAUCGCCGCCAAGUAGAAUCCAGCCGAAGCUAUGUUUAUGAGCAUGGGCAGCUGAGAAGAUACAGCCCAGCAGAAGACUGACCUUUGAAAAUAUGUAUUUGGGAGAUAAUCACGUUCUAUUGAAUACCCUGUGCUGGUGCUGCCAUCGAAAAAUCUGGUUACAGUCUGGGGAGGCCUGCUACUGCUGCAGGACUGGACCAUCUCGGCCCUGAGAUGAGCGUCCUGACAGAGCAGGCGCACCAUGAAUAGAUACACAACGAUCAAGCAGCUUGGGGAUGGGACCUAUGGUUCUGUCCUGCUGGGAAGAAGCAUUGAGUCUGGAGAACUGAUCGCCAUUAAAAAAAUGAAAAGAAAGUUUUACUCCUGGGAAGAAUGCAUGAACCUUCGGGAAGUUAAGUCUUUAAAGAAGCUCAAUCAUGCCAACAUUGUGAAGUUGAAAGAAGUCAUCAGGGAAAACGAUCAUCUCUAUUUCAUCUUCGAGUACAUGAAGGAAAACCUUUACCAGCUCAUUAAAGAACGAAAUAAGUUGUUUCCAGAGUCUGCUAUACGGAAUAUAAUGUAUCAGAUAUUGCAAGGACUGGCUUUCAUUCAUAAACACGGCUUCUUCCACCGGGACCUAAAGCCUGAGAACCUCCUCUGCAUGGGACCAGAACUUGUAAAAAUUGCAGACUUUGGAUUGGCCCGAGAAAUCCGAUCAAGACCUCCGUACACAGACUAUGUGUCUACUAGAUGGUAUAGGGCUCCAGAAGUACUCCUGAGGUCUACCAACUACAGCUCCCCCAUUGAUGUCUGGGCAGUGGGCUGCAUCAUGGCAGAGGUGUACACCCUCCGGCCUCUUUUCCCUGGGGCCAGUGAAAUUGACACGAUUUUCAAAAUUUGCCAAGUGUUGGGAACACCGAAGAAGACUGACUGGCCUGAAGGCUACCAGCUGUCAAGUGCUAUGAAUUUCCUCUGGCCCCAGUGCGUACCCAAUAACUUAAAGACUCUGAUUCCAAAUGCUAGCAGUGAAGCCAUUCAGCUCCUCAGAGACCUGCUGCAGUGGGAUCCCAAGAAACGACCGACCGCUAGUCAGGCACUUCGGUACCCUUACUUCCAGAUUGGACACCCACUGGGCAGCAUCACACGGGAUUCAGGAAAACCACAGAAAGAUGUCCAAGACAAGGCAGCCCCACCUCCUCACAUCAAGCCAGCCCCUCCUGCCCAGCCCCCACCCAAGGCACAUACACUGAUUUCUUCGCGACCAAACCAAACCAGUCAGCCCCCUCAGCAUUUUGUGUACCCCUACAAAGGCGAAGCUUCCAGGGCAGAUCAGCUCAGCCAUCUUCAGGAGGGCAAGCCAAGCCCAGCAUUCUUCCCAUCCCUCCACAAUAAGACUCUUCAGCCAAAAACUCUAGCUGGCCUGGAACACAAGAAUGGUGAGCUCAAGCCAAAGAGCAGGAGACGAUGGGGUCUCAUGUCCAGGUCCACAAAGGGCUCCGACGAAUGGGCCGACUUGGAUGACUUAGAUUUCAGUCCCUCUCUCACCAGGAUAGAUGUGAAGAACAAGAAGAGACAGAGCGAUGACACCCUCGGCAGGUUUGAAAGCAUUCUGGACCUGAAGCCAUCAGAGCCGGUGGGCACAGGAACCAGUGUCUCAACUCAGGCUUCCUCCCAGAGGAGAGACACGCCAACCCAGCGAUCUGCAGCAAAGCAGCACUACUUGAAGCACUCUCGCUACUUGCCUGGAAUAAAUAUAAGAAAUGGCGUGCUUCCAAAUCCAGGCAAGGACUUUCCUCCAUCAAACCCAUGGUCCAGUUCUGGUUUGUCUGGAAAAUCUUCAGGAACAGUUUCAGUAGUGAGCAAAAUAACUUCAGUUGGCUCAGGCUCCACGAGUUCCAGCGGACUGACUGGAGGUUACAUCCCUUCCUUCUUGAAAAAAGAAAUCGGUUCUGUUAUGCAGAGGGUACACCUGGCGCCCCUGGCCGACCCCUCCCCUGGCUAUUCUUCCCUGAAGGCUGUGAGACCUCACCCGGGGCGGCCUUUUUUUCACACCCAGCCUAGGAGCACUCCUGGGUUGAUUCCACGACCUCCAGCCGCCCAGCCUGUGCACGGCAGGAUAGACUGGUCUUCCAAGUACCCAUCCCGUCGGUGACUGUCUCAGCCGGGAGGCCAUUCUCCCUCAGCUCCCAUGGUACCUGCAGAACCGGAACUGCGUGGUGGUGUAAAAGCUCUCACGCUUACAGUUGUUCUGAACUAACACAUUUCAAUAUUUCUUUUAAAUGUUUUUUUUUAAAUAUUGAUUUGAAUGCAAU